Messenger RNA from Cygnus olor (mute swan), 1435 nucleotides. Its product is annotated as ubiquitin carboxyl-terminal hydrolase 36-like. Bases 68 to 439 code for a protein of 123 amino acids. The transcript is spliced from 4 exons. Gene Ontology annotation, biological process: regulation of apoptotic process; protein deubiquitination. NCBI's taxonomy places the organism in Eukaryota, Metazoa, Chordata, Aves, Anseriformes, Anatidae. Gene Ontology annotation, molecular function: cysteine-type deubiquitinase activity; cysteine-type endopeptidase activity. Gene Ontology annotation, cellular component: nucleus; cytosol. The record is from RefSeq and is a predicted model, not a curated record.
CUCUAUAUACAUCUAAUUGUUAGACUGCUGGAUUUGUUCCCAGUGUUGAUCACAAAGCACACUAUAGAUGCUGUCUACUUUACUGGAAAAUGAUUUGUUUCAAAGUAAAAUGACUUCCAGGUGUAAAAAGAUGGUUCCUGCAUCCAAGAGAUUUACCAUACACCGUUCUUCCAACGUUCUCACAAUAUCACUGAAAAGAUUUGCAGAUUUCACAGAUGGAAAGAUAAACAAGGAAGUAAAAUAUCCUGAGUAUUUGGACCUUCGAGCCUACAUGUCUCAAUCAAGUGGAGAACCACUCCUCUACGCCUUAUAUGCGGUGCUGGUGCAUCAUGGUAUCAACUGUCGCUCAGGACACUAUGUAUGCUACAUAAAGGUAGAAGUCAACAUCAUUUCUAACAGGGUAAAGGUUGUGCUGGCAAACCAGUUACAGUGUUACUAGUAGUACUGUUCCUAGGAAAAAAGAUUUUCUGAAAUAAUCCCAAACUUGAAAAUGGGAUCUUGUAUAAAAUCUUAAGCUGUGAUUGACUCUCUGCUUAACAGAGGCCAAACGUGUACCUACUGAGGAGCUAGGUGAUAAGUGUUUUUGUACACUUAUAAGUGGUCAUUUUGUAAAGAGACUGCUGAAAAUUCUGAACAGUGCUGCUGCAGAACUCUGAAUGGGGGGAUAGCAACUGUCUUAACUGAUCUGGAAUCUUGAGUUUACUUUUCAGUGGACAGGAGGAGAGUCUCUCAAGGCAAACAGAGAGAGAAAUAACACCCGAUACUCAUGUCAACAUGAAUUUAUGCUCAGAGUGUAGGUGUAGGAACAGCAUCGGUAUGUAUAUGGAACAUCGGGAGAGGAAACUAUAUCGGUAUUUACAGUUUUUCUACUUCCUUGUCAGAGAGACGUUAUCUCCAAAUUAGAAAUUGUUGUCUUUUGAAUAAGGGGUGGUGGAUCGGAUUUAUUCUUACUAGUGUUAAUAUUUGCUCUUGAAUAGUACUUAAUAUCUGGUAAUGCAUCAAUCAAUCGUCAAAAAUAAACUUAAAAAUGUGUAAGGCUUAUCUCGUUGGUCGAUACAAAGAUCAAGGUCUUUUCUCUUUUCUCUUUUUUUUUUUUUCCCAGUAUUGUUUUUCUGUUUUCCUUCUCACUGCAGUCUUGAUUUUGUUUCUUGUCACUUAAGUAUGUUUUCAAUGUGUCGUUGAAACAUUUUCCCUUUCAAUCCGAAAAAAGGAGCUGUCACUGGUGUCUGCAAGUUGAAGACUGGAGCUUAUCUGAAAAUCACUGAGCCCAAGAGCUGUCACCUUAGUCUUCCAAUAGGACAAGGAUGUCUUCAUUUCUCAGUUAAAUGCAUUUUUCAGGUAACUGAAGUAAUCUCUGAAGAAGACAGUUCACUAUCGAAAGGCAAGUUUUAUUUUUAAACAUUUUCUACAUUUUAUACCUAGCCACAACUUAACA